Oncorhynchus kisutch (coho salmon) is the source of this 654-nucleotide messenger RNA. RefSeq names its product MAPK-interacting and spindle-stabilizing protein-like. The transcript has a single exon. The record is from RefSeq and is a predicted model, not a curated record. Bases 1 to 654 code for a protein of 217 amino acids. Lineage: Eukaryota; Metazoa; Chordata; Actinopteri; Salmoniformes; Salmonidae.
AUGGACUACCCUGGGCCAAACCCGGACUACCCUGGGCCAAACAUGGACUACCCUGGGACAAACACGGACUACCCUGGGCCAAACAUGGACUACCCUGGGACAAACCCGGACUACCCCGGCCAAACAUGGACUACCCUGGGCCAAACCCGGACUACCCUGGGCCAAACAUGGACUACCCUGGGACAAACCCGGACUACCCCGGCCAAACAUGGACUACCCUGGGCCAAACCCGGACUACCCCGGCCAAACAUGGACUACCCUGGGCCAAACCCGGACUACCCUGGGCCAAACAUGGACUACCCUGGGACAAACACGGACUACCCUGGGCCAAACAUGGACUACCCUGGGACAAACCCGGACUACCCCGGCCAAACAUGGACUACCCUGGGCCAAACCCGGACUACCCUGGGCCAAACAUGGACUACCCUGGGACAAACCCGGACUACCCCGGCCAAACAUGGACUACCCUGGGCCAAACCCGGACUACCCCGGCCAAACAUGGACUACCCUGGGCCAAACCCGGACUACCCUGGGCCAAACAUGGACUACCCUGGGACAAACCCGGACUACCCUGGGCCAAACCCUGACUACCCUGGGCCAAACCCUGACUACCCUGGGCCAAACGAGCGCCACCCUACGGUCACUCUGUUGUAG